Didymodactylos carnosus is the source of this 447-nucleotide messenger RNA. The record is from the annotation of a GenBank genome assembly. NCBI's taxonomy places the organism in Eukaryota, Metazoa, Rotifera, Eurotatoria, Philodinida, Philodinidae.
AUGUUAAAAGGCAUUUCGCAAAUCGUUAGAAAAGCUAUUGCUCCACUUGAAAAAAGAAUUGAUGAACUAGAAAUUCAAUUAAGUAAAUUACAAAUUGCUUUUGAUGAUCUAUCAACCUAUAAUAGAAGAAUAAAUCUUCGGUUUUAUGGUGUUGCAGAAUAUACUGGAGAAGAUACAGAUCAGUUAAUAAUUGAUACAUGUGCCAAAAUUGAUAUUGAUAUUAAUAAAGAAGAUAUUAGUGUCAGCCAUCGUAUUGGUGAAAUGAACAAUUCGAUGGGUCAACGUCCACGUGCUAUUAUUGUGCGGUUCUUGCGUUAUCGUACACGUCAAAUGACACUUAGGAAUAAGAAAAAACUAGAGCGAGAUAUCUCUAUUAAUGACGAUUUCAUAAAUGAGGGAUUCCCACAGUUAGUAUUGAAACCCACUAGAUUUGAUAUUUACCAAUAA